UGAAUUUUGGAAAAGGGAGGAGAACCCAAGACUGCCUCCAGGGCAAGGAAGGCUAGCAGCACAGUGUUUACCAGAAAGGGAAGGCCUCCUUUCCAACAAGAAAUUAAGAGCAUAGUUCUUUACAGAGAGAGGAGGAGACUGAAACGGCGGCAGCGGCUGGUAGGAACCCGAUGUGGCAGAGGGGCCGCCGCCGCCGCCGCCGCCAACAGGGAGGCGGAGGGCCCGCGAGCCCAGAGCUAGGGACACUGCCGCCAUCCUCUUCGCCUGCGGAUCCUCUCCUCCCAGCUCUUGCAAGCACCAGGCUCGUCGCCUUCCGAUCCUCUUUCGAUACAGGCUCACAGCUGAGGCAGCAGCGAAGUGUCCGAUUUGAGCACGUGAGGCCCUCAAUCCAGGGCGGUGGACGCCAGGCAGGGCAAGGCCAUUGGCAUGAAGACCCCGAACGCACAGGAGGCAGAAGGGCAACAAACCAGGGCAGCUGUGGGACGGGCCACCGGGUCUGCAAACAUGACGAAGAAAAAAGUCUCCCAAAAGAAGCAGAGAGGCCGACCUUCAUCCCAGCCCCGCAGGAACAUCGUGGGCUGCAGAAUUUCACACGGAUGGAAGGAGGGCGAUGAGCCCAUCACCCAGUGGAAAGGAACUGUGCUGGAUCAGGUGCCUAUAAAUCCCUCUCUUUAUCUGGUGAAAUACGAUGGAAUUGACUGUGUCUAUGGACUAGAGCUUCACAGAGAUGAAAGAGUAUUGUCUCUUAAAAUUCUUUCCGACAGGGUGGCAUCAUCUCAAGUCAGUGAUGCAAACCUUGCAAGUACCAUAAUUGGUAAAGCUGUGGAACAUAUGUUUGAGGGUGAGCAUGGCUCUAAGGAUGAAUGGAGGGGAAUGGUUUUAGCCCAAGCACCGAUCAUGAAAGCCUGGUUUUAUAUUACCUAUGAGAAAGAUCCUGUCUUGUACAUGUACCAGCUUCUAGAUGAUUAUAAAGAAGGAGACCUCCGUAUCAUGCCAGAGUCCAGUGAGUCUCCUCCAGCAGAGAGGGAGCCGGGAGGAGUUGUAGAUGGCCUGAUAGGUAAACAUGUGGAAUAUACCAAAGAAGAUGGCUCCAAACGGAUCGGCAUGGUCAUUCACCAAGUAGAAGCCAAACCCUCUGUGUAUUUCAUCAAGUUUGAUGAUGAUUUCCAUAUCUAUGUCUAUGAUUUGGUGAAAAAGUCCUAACUGUUAGGGUAAACAAUUGCCACAUUUGUGAAAACAAAUGUAUACUUUGUAGACAUGCAAAAUAAUGUUGCUUUUCAGUGUAUUGAAAGCUUAGGGUGUCUGUUAAUUCAACAUCUUUGCCAGCGUAACUGUUGUUUUGUUCUGAAAAAUAUAAAUUUAUGUGGACGUGA
Manis pentadactyla (Chinese pangolin) is the source of this 1373-nucleotide messenger RNA. RefSeq names its product spindlin-2. Gene Ontology annotation, biological process: regulation of DNA-templated transcription; gamete generation. Lineage: Eukaryota; Metazoa; Chordata; Mammalia; Pholidota; Manidae. Bases 427 to 1203 code for a protein of 258 amino acids. The transcript has 2 exons. The record is from RefSeq and is a predicted model, not a curated record. Gene Ontology annotation, cellular component: cytosol; nucleoplasm.